Molecule: messenger RNA, 2160 nt
Organism: Didymodactylos carnosus
Lineage: Eukaryota; Metazoa; Rotifera; Eurotatoria; Philodinida; Philodinidae
Source: the annotation of a GenBank genome assembly
AUGUUUGAACGACCCGAUUCGGCCGUUUGGCCGGAGUAUUUGCGUCGCAAAUAUUUUCGUUCUCAAGCGUCAUACGCACAGGUUCGUUAUUGGUUAGACGAACAAAUUCGAUUUGAUCAGUCGAGCAACGAGCGAGCAUUGGCCGUUUAUCACAUGCCCGUUUUGUUUGAAAUCAAAACAGGACAGUUGUCUGUCGAACGAUUGCAAUCAUGUCUGGAUUUACUAGUUAAAAAACAUUCGGUUUUGCGCACUAAAGUCGAAUAUGAUUCGGUAGACGAAUGUUUGAAACAAUAUGUCAAACCAGUAGAAGAAUGUUGCUUUAAAAUUGAGCAAAGUUUCAUGGGAACGAAACAAGAACUUGACGAUAUAUUAUUAAAUGAAGAAACUAAUCAAACAUUGUUCAGCUUAUCUGAAGGUAUUGUGUGUCGUUGUCAUUUAAUUUGCCAUAGCAACAAAAAUCAUGACGGUGAUUGUCUGAGUCAGGGUGACAUUAUCCUAUUUAAUUUUCAUCAUUGUGCCAUGGAUGGUUAUUCAAUCGAUGAAUUAUUCAUGAGGGAUCUACAACUGGCUUAUGAGAACAAGCUGAUGGUGACAGCUGAUAACAACUUGAAUUACAUCGAUUAUUCAAUAUACGAGAAAGAGAUGGAUAUGAAUGAUGCGAGAAAAUAUUGGAUGAAUUUGUUGGAAGGUUUUGAGAUGAGACGACUAUUGCUGCCAUAUGAUCAUGAAUCCGAAGUGCGCACUGGUCGAGGAGCGGCCUUGUCGUUUUCUAUUUCAACUGAUGUCGUUCAGCACAUGAUUCACUAUGCUCAUGAAACGAACGUAACAAUGUUUCAGCUCUGCUUAGCCCUCUAUUAUUUAUUUUUGUUCAAACUGACGAACGAACGAGAUUUGUGUGUUGGGUUUGGCAAUGCAAACCGCUAUCGGCAAGAACUGCAGACAAUCAUGGGCACAUUUGCCAAUCCGAUACCAUUUCGAUGUCAACUCGAUCCUCGAGAAACAUUUGCACAGUUACUCCAGCGAAUAAAGGAACGUUGCUUGGAAAUAAUGGAAUUCUCCCAUAUGCCGUAUCAGGAAAUAACCAAACUGUAUCGCGAUUCGCAUGAUACGGGUUCAUUGUAUCAGACUAUGUUUCUGUUUAAAUCAUCGACUAAACAAGAUCUACAUUUCGCCAACGAUGAGAUCUUAGUGGAAUAUACUGAAAGAGAUUUAAGCUAUCACAGACAUGUAUCAAAACUCGAUCUGACAUUGUCGGUCGACUCUGACAUAAAAAAGAAAACAAUAUCCUGUUUUUUUGAAUAUUCUCUUGACCUGUUUGACCCGUCGACGAUUGCAGUAAUGUCAGGGCGAUUUCAAGUUCUCUUAAAAGAUUUGUUCAAGGAAUCGCUCAACGUUCACAAACCGCAGCCUCUGUAUGAAGUGUCUCUUUUGUUAUCUUCCGAGAUAGGAUUGCUUCAUGAAAUGAAUGAAACUUAUGUCGAAUGCACAAAUAUGAAAUCCAUCAUUCAUCAACAAUUUGUUGAGAAAGCUUAUAAUAAUUCACAAAAAGUCGCCGUUAUUCUCGAUGAACAGUCGUUGACGUACAGUGAACUUCUACAUUCCGUUCAACAUACGGCACUGUGUUUCAUAACCGAAUACAAUGUUCGUCCCAAACAAAUCGUUUGCCAAUGUUUGCAAAGAAGCAUUGAUAUGGUUAUUGGGGUUUUAUCGAUAUUGACAGCGGGGGCUAUCUAUUGCCCUCUCAACCCAAAUGAUCCUCCUGAACGACUUCGGUCUCUUGUAGGCGAAACCGGCUGUCGUCAUGUUGUGGUUGAUCAUCAUUUGAGGAAAGAUAUAUUUAUGGAUCAUCAGCAGCCGUCUCCUUUACAGUUCCUCAGCAUUAAGGAGCUAGCCAUGAAUAAUGGAAGUGAUAAAAUAAAUCAUGAACGACGACUGAAAAUCUUGUCAGAUGUACAAGUGGCAAUGGAAAAUAUGGCCUAUUUGAUUUUACAUCGGGUUCGACUGGGAAACCAAAAGCGGCAAGUUUUUUUCUUCCGGCGACAAAAUGCUAGUUUUACCCGCUGUUUUUCACACACAUGCACACUGUUUGCACUGGCGCGGGAACAUCUACAGGUGAUAACCUCCGAUUUCAAUGAUCUUUUGGCGAUAGAUAGAGGAUAG